CUUGAAAGAUGAAAAUGCUAGCAAGAACUGUCCUGGUACUUAUCAUCUUCGAUGCCACAUUGACAGCGCCAACUACAGAGCUCUUUAACUAUGACUCAGAAGUCUACGAUGCCAUCUUGGAAGACCUGGGAACCUUUUACAAUUAUGAACAGAUACCUAUCAACAAAGUAGAGGGUGAAAAGGUGACAGAGAGGCUUUCUGGAAACAGAGAACUCCUCACCCCAGGCCCGCAGCUAGGGGACACUCAGGACGAGGACAAGGAUGAAGAAUCCACUCCCCGGCUGACAGAUGGCUCUUCCCCACAGGAGCCAGAAUUCCCAGGGCUUCUGGGUCCACACACCAAUGAAGACUUUCCAACCUGCCUUCUGUGCACUUGUAUAAGUACCACUGUAUACUGUGAUGACCAUGAACUUGAUGCUAUUCCUCCACUCCCUAAGAAGACUACAUAUUUCUAUUCGCGCUUUAACAGAAUUAAAAAGAUCAACAAAAAUGACUUUGCAAGCCUAAGUGAUUUAAAAAGGAUUGAUCUGACAUCAAAUUUAAUAUCGGAGAUUGACGAAGACGCAUUCCGAAAACUGCCUCGUCUCCAGGAGCUUGUCCUACGUGACAAUAAAAUAAAGCAGCUUCCAGAAUUGCCAACCACUCUGACAUUUAUUGAUAUCAGCAACAAUAGACUCGGAAGGAAAGGGAUUAAGCAAGAAGCAUUUAAAGACAUGUAUGAUCUCCAUCAUCUCUAUAUCACGGAUAACAGCUUGGACCACAUUCCUCUGCCACUUCCAGAAAGUCUACAGGCUCUUCACCUUCAGAAUAACAACAUUCUGGAAAUGCAUGAGGACACGUUCUGUAAUGUUAAAAAUUUAACCUAUGUCCGUAAGGCGUUGGAGGAUAUUCGACUGGAUGGAAACCCUAUCAACCUCAGCAAAACUCCUCAAGCGUACAUGUGUCUACCUCGUUUGCCCAUUGGAAGUUUUGUCUAAUGUUAGAACGUUAGGCAAACGUCACGACUGUGAUGCUUUUUGUAGCCAAGUGACUCAUAGCUCUCUUCAGAAACAAACUCAGUGUAUUUCAGAUGCAUUGAAGAAUGUGGCAUGAUUAUAUAAAGCAAUAAGCUA
Molecule: messenger RNA, 1112 nt
Organism: Peromyscus eremicus (cactus mouse)
Lineage: Eukaryota; Metazoa; Chordata; Mammalia; Rodentia; Cricetidae
Gene: Epyc
Product: epiphycan
Exons: 6
Coding region: 9-977 (322 amino acids)
Molecular function (GO): protein binding
Source: RefSeq, a predicted model, not a curated record